Messenger RNA from Vombatus ursinus (common wombat), 316 nucleotides. RefSeq names its product C-C motif chemokine 4-like. The transcript is spliced from 3 exons. Gene Ontology annotation, biological process: lymphocyte chemotaxis; positive regulation of GTPase activity; immune response. The record is from RefSeq and is a predicted model, not a curated record. Lineage: Eukaryota; Metazoa; Chordata; Mammalia; Diprotodontia; Vombatidae. Bases 1 to 276 code for a protein of 91 amino acids. Gene Ontology annotation, cellular component: extracellular region. Gene Ontology annotation, molecular function: CCR chemokine receptor binding; chemokine activity.
AUGAAGGUCUCUGUGGCUGCCCUCUUCAUCCUCAUGGUCAUGGCCUUCAGCUCUCUGGCAUCCUCUGUACCAAUGGGCUCUAAUCCUCCCACCUCCUGCUGCUUCUCCUAUGUGAACCAACAGAUCCCCAGAAAAUUUGUGAUGGACUACUAUGAGACCAGCAGCCUGUGUCCCCAGCCAGCUGUGCUGUUUCAGACCAAAAGAGGCCGGCAGGUGUGUGCCAACCCCAGUGAUGCCUGGGUUCAGAGCUAUGUAGAAGAUCUGGAUCUGAACUGAGGGGCUCAGGUGCCUGGAAGAAUGAAUCUCAAAGGGAAAU